Molecule: messenger RNA, 434 nt
Organism: Octopus bimaculoides (California two-spot octopus)
Lineage: Eukaryota; Metazoa; Mollusca; Cephalopoda; Octopoda; Octopodidae
Product: mediator of RNA polymerase II transcription subunit 14
Biological process (GO): regulation of transcription by RNA polymerase II
Cellular component (GO): core mediator complex; mediator complex
Molecular function (GO): transcription coregulator activity
Source: RefSeq, a predicted model, not a curated record
GAAUGGUAGAUGGUGGCUCUCCUUUUACAACGCCGUCACCUGGUACACGGAACUGGCUUGGCUCUCCAUCAGCUCAGGGACCUUCGCCUGUAUCACGGCAUGGCACAGCAACCUCUCCUGGCCAUCCAGCAUUACAUUCACCUCAAACUCAAGUUAAAGAUUCAGAACAUUCAAAAUCUUCAGUUGUGAGCCCUGCUCCCAGAAUGUUACCACAGAGAUCAUGGGCUGCUUCCAUUCCAACUAUAUUAUCUCAUGAAGCAUUCAGUAAAUUGCUGACACCAUGCCCAUUGCCAGGAAUGAAUUUCCUACCAGCAUCUCCACUGGAACGAUUUUUGGGUUGUGUCUAUUUCCGGAGACAUCUACCUCGAGUAAUACAAGGAGAAAGUUCAGUAAGUAUCAGUAUGUUCCUACAUAAGUAGCCUAUGAUCUGUUAU